CUCUGGUCACACUGUUCCCAUCUGUAAAAGAAAACAGAACGCUCCGGCGUUAAGAAAAUAAUUAAAAAUUCAUCCCCACAGGAAUAUGGUUCGUGGAGCUCUCCGAGGUGGCCGCCCCAUGCGCGGCGGCAUACGUCCGCCGUUCAAAAAGACAUUCGUGCCCCGCCACCCAUUCGAUUUGACCCUGGCGGAGGUCUUUUUUCCCAAAGUGCCAUCCGCCGGCGCCGUUGACGAUUCUGCUUUGACUGCGGCGCUGCUGAAGCGUAACCAGGACUUGAGCCCCACUCCCAGCGAGCAGACUGCCAUUGGGAAUCUAGUGACCAAGGUGCAGGCUGUCCUAGACAAUCUGGUGGUUGCACCCGGUGAUCUGACCACUUGUCAACUGGAGGAGGUGCGUCAGGUUGGUUCCUUUAAGAAGGGCACCAUUCUGACCGGCAACAAUGUGGCCGACGUGGUGGUUAUCCUCAAAACGCUGCCCACCAAGGAGUCCGUUGACGCGCUGGCCAAAAAAGUCGAGGCCGACCUGAAGGCCAGCAUGAAGACUGAAGUUCUGACCAAGGGCGAUCAGCACACCGUACAGAUCCAUGAGCGCGGCUUCGACAUCGCCAACGUGCAUGCCAAGGUGCGCAUUUUGAUCGCCACCUUGCCGCAGAAUCUGCGCAAGCUGGAGCCGGAGAUACAUUUGGAUCACAAGCUGAUGCAGAGCCAUCUGGCUGCCAUCCGCCACACGCGCUGGUUCGAGGAAAAUGCCCACCACUCCUCGAUAAAGGUGCUCAUUCGUAUUCUCAAGGAUCUCACCAGGCGCUUCGACGCCUUUUCGCCAUUGUCGGCCUGGAUGUUGGAUCUUAUCGCCCAUCUGGCCAUCAUGAACAACCCAUCGCGUCAGGCACUGCCCAUUAAUCUGGCCUUCCGUCGCGUCUUUCAGCUGCUCUCCGCCGGGCUAUUCCUGCCCGGCUCGGCUGGCAUCACGGAUCCCACCGAGCCUGGACACAUUCGGGUGCACACUGCCAUGACAUUGGAGCAGCAGGAUGUGUGCUGCUACACGUCACAGACGCUGCUCCGCGUGCUGGCCCACGGCGGAUACAAACACAUUUUAGGCCUGGAGGGCAACACCAGCAUUGUGCGCGAAAUGUCCGUCUGGAACGGCGUGUGCGUGUCCCCUCUAACCGCUGUCUACGAGAAGCCAACGGACAAAAAGGAGGGCGACCUCGAGGAGGACAUCGAGAUGAUCGAGAAUGAAAACGAAGAUGAAGGCAGCGACGAUGGAGCCGAGUAAUGCAGCUCCAGCUAUUCAUUUACAAUUGUAUUUAAAUUCCACAUCAUGUACUUUUUCAAAACCCAUGAUUCAAUUAAUUAUGCUACUCCCAUAUAUGGGUUCAUCCUCACCAA
Messenger RNA from Drosophila teissieri, 1389 nucleotides. RefSeq names its product interleukin enhancer-binding factor 2 homolog. NCBI's taxonomy places the organism in Eukaryota, Metazoa, Arthropoda, Insecta, Diptera, Drosophilidae. The record is from RefSeq and is a predicted model, not a curated record. The coding region runs from base 86 to 1276 and encodes 396 amino acids. The transcript has 3 exons.